GAUCAUCAGCACGACAUCGAGCAAUGAACCAGCGCAGCAUUGAAACACAAAGAGAUUGGGAAACAGACAUAUCACACAAUGGAAGAAAGACAUCUCUUUUGCAUGCAGGCCUUGCAAGACGUCCAGAAGGGCUAGAAGGACGUCUUCUUGCCGGUCAUCAAUUCAACAAAACAGGCUCUCAUGAUCAUGAUCAACAUCAACAACAACUGGUGGCUACAAAUGAGAAUGAUAUUGAGAUCAACAACAUCAUCAACAAUGUUCAGACGGAUACACAUACCCAUGCGAAUUGUGGUGCUGAUUUUGAUGAUCGUUCAUCUCGCACAUCACAGCUGGGAACAGAUUCAGGAGAGGAAUCCACUCACCGAUCACAAAUGAACAGCUUGGACUCUGAGUAUGAGGCUGAGGGAAUGCCUGAGGAUGAUGAAGGCAAGGGUAAGCCUUCUUCAAGUGAGACUAAGACUGAUGUGUUCAAUGGUGAUGCGGAUGUGGCGGAUGCAGACUAUUCUUUCAAAAGGAGACGACUAUGUUGAACUUCAUAAUGUUCUACUGUUGACUUCACCUUCUCCUUAUGCUACAAGCCUUACGCCUGAGCUGCUGACAACCUCAGCUUGGUUUCACAAAACAUACAUGUGGUGAUUGCCACAUUAUGUAGCAUAUUGUAAUUCAUAAUUCGGCAGGCAGGAUUGAAACUAACAUUGAUGUGACAAA
Messenger RNA from Durusdinium trenchii, 708 nucleotides. Lineage: Eukaryota; Dinophyceae; Suessiales; Symbiodiniaceae. The record is from the annotation of a GenBank genome assembly.